Sardina pilchardus (European sardine) is the source of this 5427-nucleotide messenger RNA. Its product is annotated as leucine-rich repeat-containing protein 15. Gene Ontology annotation, molecular function: protein binding. The record is from RefSeq and is a predicted model, not a curated record. The coding region runs from base 94 to 2457 and encodes 787 amino acids. NCBI's taxonomy places the organism in Eukaryota, Metazoa, Chordata, Actinopteri, Clupeiformes, Clupeidae. The transcript is spliced from 2 exons.
CACAGAUAAGGCAGGUCGGCUACGAGGUGGUGGUGUCCCUCCGAGUGCUUAUGUUCACAGCCUCCUACAAGACAUACACCUCAAUGUGGACAAAUGUUUCGACUACACAGUUCCAUAUGUAUUUUGCUGGCUUUUAUAACGGGCUGCUCUGGGGAGUCCGCGUGUGAAAAAGAAGGUGAAAAAGAUGAUAGCUGUGUCAAACGACAAGUUUUUGACAAAAAAGUCACAGCAAUCCCGGUCACACUGAAAGAAGGUGUCACAGAUAUUUUUUUUGUGGGCAGUCAAAUCAGUUUAAUUCAGAAAGGUGCAUUUGCCACAAAUCCUCAUCUUGAGAAGAUCGAGUUCCUUGGUGCCUCUACAGAUUCCAUUGAGCCUGGAGCAUUUGAGGGCUUAAACAACCUUACGCUCAUUGAGAUAUCUAACACACCACUGGAGUCACUUUCUGUGGGAGUUUUUCAGGAUUUGAAAAGCCUUGAAACUCUUGUUCUGAAAAACAACAAAUUACAGAGUUUACAGAAGGGAUUGUUUGAUGGUCUUGAUAAACUCAAAGAUCUACAGCUGCAUAUGAAUGAGAUUGCAACUAUCGAGGACGGGAUAUUCGAUCAGCUAGAGAAUCUUCAGACUCUUCAUCUGGCAAAAAAUAAUGUCAGCUCCAUUUCAUCAUCUCUCAUCUCGGAAUUGAAGAAACUCAAAGUAAUCAGACUGUAUGAAAAUGAGCUAUCAUCUCUACCUGAUGGAAUAUUUGACAAUAUGCAAGGACUUACAGAGAUUGCUUUACAAAACAACAAAAUAUCAUACAUACAGCCACAAUUAAUUCCACAUAAAAAUCAUUUAGGAAAGCUACUGUUAGACAACAACCUCUUGACAGAGUUGCCACCACAGAUGUUUGUCAACUUUCCAUUACUUAAAACAUUGACACUCCACAGUAAUCAAUUAACACAUCUGCCACCAAACUUAUUUGGAGAAAUGCCUAAACUUACAGAGUUAAGUUUUAAGAGCAACAAUCUCACCACACUUCCUCCUGGAGGCCUGAGUGUCCUUGCAAAGAUCAAAAAAUUGGAUCUGUCAGAAAAUCUGUUUGAAACUGUGGCAGGAGAGUUUUUUAUUGGUUUGGAGAAGGUCGCAGAUCUUAAUCUUCAGAAAAAUUCUAUUAAAUCCCUCACAUCAGACAAUUUUGAGCCAUUAAAAAACUCAUUAUCAACCCUGAAACUUUCUAAAAACCAACUGAAAUGGCUUCCAAAUGAUGUCUUCAGUUCUCUACCGAAACUGAGUAAAUUAUACCUGGAUGGCAAUCCUUGGCAUUGUGACUGUAAUCUGAUACCCUUUUAUGAAUGGAUGAAAUCCAAUCCCAAAAUGUUAAAAUCUGUAGUAUUAUGCGCCUCACCUGAGUCUUUGAAAGACCAAGAGAUCAUCAAACUAGAAGAAAGUGUAUUAAUAUGCCCCACUACUCUGCCAACUACUACUGCUUUACACACUACUACCACUCCUAUGCCAACAACAACAACAACACAGACUACUACAAUGGAGACAACAACCAUGACUACAGCACUGCCAACCACAACACCUACAACUACAUUGCCAGUAACUACGACAGUGCCAACAACAACAACCACAACAUUACUUACAACAACCAUAGCAAUACCUACAACGACACCGCUUAUAACAACAACAACAACCACAGCAUUACCUACUACAACCACAACAAUACCUACAACAACACCGCUUAUGACAACAACAACCACAACAUUAGCUACAACAACCACAACACUACCUACAACGACACCGCUUAUGACAACAACAACCACGACAUUAGCUACAACAACCACAACAAUACCUACGACACCGCUUAUGACAACAACAAUACCAACAACCACGACAUUACCUACUACAACACUGCUUAUGACAACCACUACUGAACUUACAACAACUUUAAGAACAACAACAAUCACAACAACCACACCAAGUACUACUAUGACUACUACAGCUGCAACCACAAGUCAAACCACUACCGUUCUGAUAACCACAACGCCACUCAUAUCAACUUCUGAGCUCACUACAACACCUCUGACCACUAGUAUGACCACAACAUUGGCAACAACAACUUGCACUACCACUACCCAGAUGAUACCUACUACUACCACAUCACAUCAAACAACCACCCCAACCUAUUUCACCUGUGUCAGCACGUAUUAUCCUGAACAGCUGCUCGCAUCUUCAUACAACCCUCCACUUGAGGACAACCUCAAUGAACGCUGUAAAAAACAGUUCAUGUUUUACUCUGCUAUUCUGAUAGUGGAAGCUUUUUGUACUUUAGUGCUUGCUAAGUUCACUUACACCCUAUAUUGUUCCCUUCAACAAGGGCAGCGACUUUACAACAGAGUCAACCUUACCCACUUCUCUUACAAAAAAGAAAUCACCUUAAGACCAGUUCAAGAGAUUGAGUCAAUUGCUCUGUGAGACAGAUCUGUUACGGUCCUCAUCAUUAUUGAUCUAAAGGACAGUCAUUUUAAACGUACUUUGCACCAUGGGGUCGCCAGUCAUUAUUUUCACAUUAAGUGGGCUGCCAGGGGAGGUUUACAGCCAGUAUUUGCAGUCUUGACAUUUUAACGGGCCCAUUUGGAGAUGGUAGACAAACAAACUCCAAACUCAUCAUCUGUCAUAAAGACGUCAUUUCAAAAGACUCAGAGUAAGAGCAACUUUCACCUUAAAGGAGUCAUAGAACGCAUUUUUUGACCAUUACAAAUUGAUCUUUGAGCCUAAAUAAUGUCAUAUGUAAAUUUGUGGGGCUGAAAACGCCCCAGGAGCACUGCUAGAUCGCCUAAUACAAGGUCAUAAAUAAGCCUUGCAAUGAAACAGUUUGUUUUUCCCGCCCACUCAGCAAGUUCAUGAAUAUUCAAAUGAGAUGCGCGCUGAUUGGUCUAUUGGCCGAUAUGUCCUGAAAGUUGAUUGGCUCAAUCCACCGGUCUGAAGCUAGAGCAAAGUGAAACUACGUUUGCUGCUGGUAAAUAAAGCCAAAGUCUUUGAUAAAGCUAUCAACAAUGGAUUUAAAUAAGGAAUACAGCCGUACAUGUAUAAUCCGAGUCAGAAGAAAGUUCUGACGAAGAUGAAGUGCAGCAGAUUCCCCAACAGAAUGAAUGUGUUAGAUUGGUAAGUUUUAUCAGUACAUUUCUUAGUACAGUAACUCUCCAAAGUUAGCUGUAAUAACGCUAGCAUUACAACGUCUCUGCCAUAGACCACAUAUCUAGAUACUAGCAUCGUAAGAGCAGUUUAACAAGAAUUAUUAAUCGAAGGUAUGCAAAUGAGAGGGGCCGAGGGGUGUAUCUAAAGGGGGAUGGGCGCCUAUUACGUGUUAUCUGAGCUCUGUUCAGAUUGGAGCAUUUCAACACGGCUGUUUCUAUUUCCCAAUUUGCAUACGAAAGCAGGCGGGGGACGCGGUAAAGUCUUUGGUGUUGUCCUUUGGACACUGCUCGCAGCCUAAAUUCAACAGUAACAAGGUGAAUGUGGUUUUGAAUUCUAGGACUCCUUUAACAAUCACUUUUAAUUCAAUUAAAAGGAAAUUUUCCAAAAAUAUCUUUACAUUUUCUAGCCUGCAGUCAUUUUUAUCCCUACAUUUAUGAACGUUCCAAAAUUUGACGCAGUAAGAGGGUUUCCGGCCAAGUUAGGUCAAUAAUAUCCGUAAAGGGAAUAAUGGACCUCAGUUUUCGAAGGUCGAAAAUGUAACCAGUGCUGGUGAACAUCCUAUCACAGAGGCAACAAAAGUAGCUUGCCAUCUGUUACGGGUCUGCAGGGCUCCUCCUAGUGGCUUGCUUGUCUCCUGUCUAUUGCGUCUCCCUACAGGUGAGCCAAGCACAGGUGUGUGUGGCAUGGAUUGGCGCACGUGAAGUCUGAUUGAUUACUUCCUGGAUGGCCUUUAAGAUCUCCGUAGACCUGGAUGUGGAGGCCGCCGCUUCUCCUCCUCUCCCGCACCUUUUGCCGUUUUGGCGUUUACUUUCUUUAUGCACGACAUCUCUUCUUUUCCCAAUCCAACACUUAUACUGACUUUACUUAACCUACGUUGUAAAUACUUUAUCUUGAAUAAAUACAUGUUUGGCAAAUUCCGUGUGGUCUUCCCUCUCUGGUUACAUAGCCUAGUAGGCCGGUUGUAACACAUCAUAAUAUAUAACAAACUACAGUGAGAAAGCAAGUGAUUUCUGUGUUGUAAUACAGCAGGCAUAAGCUACCUGUAAGAAUAUGCUAAUUGCAUGAUCAGUGUUGGCUAAUGAUAGCCGGCCAGGUCUCCCACAACAGCAUACUACCUCAAUUACCAGUUUAUAGUUUUGCCUGUACAAUUACAGUUUGUCCAUGCUUGCUAUAGCAACAGAUACCACAGCCCUUUCCAUUCUAAGUGCCAUGUAUUUUGAACCCAAACAGCCAGUUUCUUGCUGAUGUUAGCCAUGAUAGCCAGCUAGGUUACUGCACUAAAUAACAAAAUGGUGUGGUAGGCUAUGAGCAUGGUGUAUUUCUGUCAGGUGAUUUUGAGUCAAUCGUAUUGAUUUUGUGGUACUUUGUCGUAUUGAAUCUGAUGGAAAUUAUACAGCAUUUGACUGUUACCGCUUGUUGGUAUUGUUGAAUGUAUACCUUGUCAGUACAUUUAUAUUCGGCUGCUUUGUAAUUUUAAUUGGUAAAACAAAGCAGACAAAAUUAGAGAUGUUUUAUCAGUUCAAGAGGACUACUUUAAAAAGCCCCUUUUUCACAGAUUCUCUGCUGUAGGUCUCGUAAAACACAUAUUAUCCAUAAACAGGCAGACAUCCCCGGUUCAGAAAGUAAAAGUCCUGCCAAAUAUUUGAGCUAACCAUUUAGCAAAACAGCUCAUGCCGAUAAGUUGCCGGGUCUCAGAAAAUUAGUGAUAUCACCUGUUACUGCACAGGUAGGAAGAAUAUAUGUCAGAACUUAUACUUUCUGGAACCAGGAUGCCCUUUUGCAAGGAUUGUUCUUUUAGGCCUAAUUACAUGUCAUGUUCAAAUGUGAUCAUAACAACAGGUGCAUUACUCAUACUAGCUUACAGGCUUUAGUCAGUAAUAAAAUACAACUCUAACAGUGUUUUUAAUUUCAUGCAUCUUUAACUGGGUAGCCAUUUUUUUCAAGUAACAGCAACAGCCUUGCAAAACAUCUGUGCAUGUUACCAAAGCUCCGCUUUAACCCUCUCUGAUGUUACUCCUUUGAUACUCAAAAGUGGGGUUGCCGAUAUCAAGACUCUGUAUCUCAACAAAUCCAGAUCACCGGAAUGCUGACUGAGGUUUUGGGUCUUGCCCCUACUAUACUUUCUAAAUGUGUUCAUCUGUUUCUUGUUUAUUCAGUUUGCUCCUUGUGUCUUAGUCUUUGUCUGGUCUCAUUUACUGAAGCUGUGAAUAUGUGAGUUUUGCUGCACUCAAGUGAUCUAUGUAUUGA